ACAGACAGAGUUGUCAAAUUUUUAAAACAUUGUAGAUUUGAAAUCGUUUUUGCGUUUUUCAGGAAAUUUAACAGUUUUGUCAAGAAAAACGGAAAUCUUUUUCCCAGUUUCAGUGUCACCGAUAAACAUAGUUUAAGAGUGGUAUCUUAAACAUCUUCGGACUGUGUUGUAGACUGAAAAUUGUUCUAUUUAAAAAGUUAGCAAAAUAAUGAACGACGACGAAUCUACAUUCAAGAAACCAUCGAUAGAUCUGAAGCUUCUUGGCAAAAGUCGUGUGCCGGAACUUCCUAUCAAUGCAUCAACAGUGGAUGUCCCAGAACCGUCGACGUCCGAGGAUGCAUCUUCUCUGGUGGAAAAGGAACAGGUGCUGGCCAGCGAUACAAACGAAAUACCUCCUAUUCCGUACAAAGAACCCGCCUGGUCCCGGAAAUGUGACGGCGCCUUGAGGUAUGACUUUGAGGUUCUAAAGAAUGGUGUGAUCAUAGAAAAUGUCGAUCAUUUGGAGAACAAGGCGUUUUGGAUAUUUGGCCGACUUCCGAAUUGUGACAUCAACAUGGCGCAUCCCACCAUCUCCCGGUACCAUGCCAUUUUACAGUACAGAGCAGCUGUGGAUGAUGCAGCGAAGGACGAAUCCGACGAGGAGGAAGAAAGUAAACCAGCUCAUAUUACCAUCGAACCGGGAUGGUAUCUGUAUGAUCUCAAUAGUACUCACGGAACCUUUUUAAACAAACAACGUUUGAGGCCAAAGACGUACGUGAGAGUCCGAGUGGGAUACAUGAUAAAACUCGGAUCCAGUACACGGACGUACAUCUUGCAGGGUCCUCCAGAAGAUGAGGACGAACCGUCGACAAUGACCAUCACCGAGAUGAAAGAGAUGCGUCAAAAACAGGAAAAGCUUCGGGAAGAGAUGGCCGAAAUUGAACGGCAAGAGAAGGAACGGAUUGAAAAGCUUAAGGAAUCGGAAGGCAUUAGCUGGGGUAUGGCGGAAGAUGCCGACGAGGAGACCGACCUGGCACACAAUCCUUUCGCCGUGUCCAACAACGAGGAACUGUUUCUAGACGACCCAAAGAAGACUCUUCGUGGAUACUUCGAGCGGGAGGGCCACGAUUUGGAUUACAAGCUGGACGAACUGUCGGUUGGGAACUACGUAUGCAAAGUUGAACUGCCGGUGGAUGACGAUUUUGGUCGACCGAUUGUGGCGGAAGUCACACACAAGGGCAAAAAGAAGGAAGCUGUUGUACAAUGCGCACUGGAAGCCUGCCGCAUACUGGAUCGGUACGGUUUGCUCCGACAGGCCACUCAUGAACCUCGUCGGCGACACAAAAAGACAUCCGACUCGGAUGAAGAUGACGACUUCCUCGAUCGAACUGGAGACGUUGAACGACGUCGCCAACGGAAGCAAACCAAGAACUCUACUGAGGUCCACACGUACGAAGAUCUGAUUCGACGCGAAUCAGAACUGCUGGAACAGUUGGAGGCAAUUGAAAGCAAGCUCCAGCAGCGGCAAAUGAUCCAGAAAGGAACCCGUCUGCCGGAAAACGAUGAUGAUGUGGAUGAUUUCUUAACAAAGCUGUCGGAGGACAAACCGUAUGAUAAGUUUGAAGUUCGCCGGCUAAGACUGGAGAAGGAACGACUUCUUAAAGAUCAUGCGACGCUUCAGAAGCUUAUCAAAAUAGCCAAACCACUGGACCUCCCGAGCAUGAACCAGGGUGCCUCAGGUUCUGGAACUAGCAAAGAGGAAAUGAAGAAAAAAAUGAUGCCACUCUUUGGAAAACGGAACAAACUGAGUAAGACAUUCGGAAUAAAAAAGUCCGAAAUCAAGGUCGGAGGAGCUACAAGCACACAUGGCGAAGAAGUCGAAGAAGAAGAUGAAGUGGAAGGGCUUGAAGAAGUUAGGACGGAGAAAACACAGGAAACCCAAAAGGUAAAACCUGAUGCUAAAUCCGAUAGAGUUCAAGGCCCGUCAUUUGAUCGCAAGCUAGUUGAACAGCACGCCGAGAAGCAUCAUACGGAGGAGCAGCAGGUGGAAGAUAAAAAUGACCAUGUCGAUUCUGCGCCAGUGGACGAUGAUAGCAAAAAACGUAAAAGUGAGGCAGAUCAUGAAGACGUUUCGAAUACGUUAUCGGCGACGUCUAGUGCUAGCAAGAAGAAACGGAGUCGGACUCGUACACGGGAUCGUAACCGUGACAACGUAGAUUUUGACGACACUGACGAACUGCAGAGCGCGGAAAAGAACAUCGAGUGGGUUCCACCGCAGGACCAGACCGGCGAUGGAAGAACAUCGCUAAACGAAAAGUUUGGUUACUAGCUAAAUGUGGAACAUUGUUGUACCAAGCAGAGUAUUUUCUUUGAAAAUUCUAGAUACUACCGUGAAGCUUUUAAGUCGAAUCGACUGUGAAAUAUUAUACUGUUGGAAACUAAUGUUCCAUGCGUUGUGCACUUGUACCGUAUUUCAAAAAUAUGAUCAGUCACAAUGGAAUAUACUAAACGAUUUAGGAA
Messenger RNA from Armigeres subalbatus, 2499 nucleotides. Its product is annotated as kanadaptin. The transcript has 2 exons. The record is from RefSeq and is a predicted model, not a curated record. Gene Ontology annotation, molecular function: mRNA binding; protein binding. Lineage: Eukaryota; Metazoa; Arthropoda; Insecta; Diptera; Culicidae. Bases 209 to 2308 code for a protein of 699 amino acids.